Messenger RNA from Gastrolobium bilobum, 1295 nucleotides. Its product is annotated as BTB/POZ and TAZ domain-containing protein 2-like. Bases 195 to 1256 code for a protein of 353 amino acids. NCBI's taxonomy places the organism in Eukaryota, Viridiplantae, Streptophyta, Magnoliopsida, Fabales, Fabaceae. The transcript is spliced from 5 exons. The record is from RefSeq and is a predicted model, not a curated record. Gene Ontology annotation, molecular function: protein binding. Gene Ontology annotation, cellular component: nucleus.
GCGUCAGUCCCGAGCCUAACCCCAGAAUUGCAACUAUAUAAUAUUUAAUAUUUAUUAUCGUUUUCCGCCGACCACUAAGUUCCCUACAUAAAGCCUGCUUUCAUUUCAUAAUCAUCCCCUUCUUACACAAACCAUCGUUUCUUCUUCUAUCCAACUCUGAAAAUUCAUCUAUCACAAUUCAGCUCUUUCCAAUCAUGCAAAUGGCACCCCAAACCAUAUCCAUCGACUUCCACACCACCCGGGUCUUACCCUUACCCGAACCCGAUGUCUUUAUACACACUUCCGAUGGGACACGCAUUCCAGCCCACACAAGCAUUCUGGCUUCAGCGUCUCCGGUUUUGGAGAACAAGAUAGAUCGACCACGCAAGCAUCGGAGCUCCGAAAGAAUCAUCCAAAUCCACGGCGUUCCUUCCGACGCCGUAACCGCCUUCGUCAGCUUCUUGUACUCCUCGAGGUGUGCGGAGGAUGAGAUGGACAGGUACGGGAUGCACCUGCUGGCAUUGUCGCACGUGUACAUGGUGCCGCAGCUGAAGCAGAGGUGCAUCAAGGGUCUGGCACAGCGCUUGACCACGGAGAACGUGGUGGACGUGCUGCAACUGGCGAGGCUCUGCGACGCACCGGAUCUCCACCUCCGCUGCAUGAAGCUCCUCACCAAUCAUUUCGUGACUGUGGAGGAAACCGAAGGGUGGAAGUUCCUCAUCAAGCAUGAUCCAUGGCUCGAGCUCGACAUCCUUCGCUUCAUGGACGAAAACGAAACGAGGAAAGAGAAAUCGAGGAGGCAUAGGGAGGAGCAGGGGCUGUAUGCACAGCUGAGCGAAGCAAUGGAGUGUUUGGAGCACAUAUGUACGGAGGGGUGCAUCGACGUUGGACCGUACGAUGUGGAGGUGAGCGGAGAGAGGAAGCCGUGUAGCAGAUUCUCCACGUGUCAAGGUCUUCAGCUCUUGAUUCGCCACUUUGCCACGUGCAAGAGGAGGAUGAGCGGAGGGUGCUUGCGGUGUAAGCGAAUGUGGCAGCUCUUCCGACUCCAUUCCUACAUUUGUCAACAAUCCGAUUCCUGCAAGGUUCCUCUUUGCAGGCAAAUUCAAUUGAGAAUGCAGCAAGGGAAAAGGAAAGAUGAUGCAAGGUGGAAACUACUAGCGAGGAAGGUGGCCUCAGCCAAAGUCAUGUCUUCCUUGUCUCUGCCAAAGAGGAAACGGGAUGAGGAAAUGAGAGUGACUAUAAACAAUCCUGGGAUAAGAAGUUUUGAAUUACAAUGAAUUUUGUAAUAAUAAUGUAUAGGACGAUUUAUGUCGUGU